CGCCGCGGAGUUCCCGCAGUUCACCCGCUGCUGUGCAGCUGCCGUCGCCGCUUCGGCCCGGCACCCGCCACCCCGCCGGGAAGGAGACGGGACCAUUUCGGAUCUCAAGCAGACGGCCCUCUCCUAUCUAGUCGUGGCUUUACCAAAUCCUCCGAAGAGAGCGGGAUCUUUCGGUCCUUCCUGUAUUUCCGACCAUUACAGGAUCUAGAAAUGUCGACGACACUUUUAUCUGCCUUCUACGACAUUGACUUCUUGUGCAAGACGGAGAAGUCCCUGACCAACCUCAGCAGCAUGCUAGACAAGAAGGCCGUGGGGACCCCGGUGACCCCCCCCAGCUCCAGCUUCGCGCCGGGCUUCCUGCGGCGGCACUCGACCAGUAACCUGCCGGCGCUGGCCGGCGGCUCCAAGUUCCCCAGCCCCACCGGCUCCAGCUCUUCCUCCACCUCCUCUUCCUCCUCCUCUUCCUCCUCCUCGUCGUUUGGCAGCCUGAAGGAGACGGGCUCCGGCGGAGGCGGCGGCAGCAGCAGCCCCACGGCCCUGCUCAACAAGGAGAACAAGUUCCGGGACCGCUCCUUCAGCGAGAACGGCGAGCGCAGCCAACACCUCAUGCAGCAGCUCCAGCAGCAGCAGCAGGCGGCGGCCGGCAAGGGGGGCGGCUCCGGCGGCGGCGGCGGGGCCCCCAUCAACUCGACGCGUUACAAGACGGAGCUGUGCCGCCCCUUCGAGGAGAACGGCGCCUGCAAGUACGGCGAGAAGUGCCAGUUCGCCCACGGCUUCCACGAGCUGCGCAGCCUCGCCCGCCACCCCAAGUACAAGACCGAGCUCUGCCGCACCUUCCACACCAUCGGCUUCUGUCCCUACGGCCCGCGCUGCCACUUCAUCCACAACGCCGACGAGCGCCGCCCGGCGCCCGGCGGGGGCACGGCCGCCCCCCCCGCCUCCCCCGCCGCGGCGGGGCCGCACCACCACGCGCACCACCCGCCCCCGCACCCCGCCGGCAGCACCGGCGACCUCCGCGCCUUCGCCCCCCGCGACCACCAGCUGGGCGGCGGCUUCGGGCAUCCGCGCGGCGGUGAGCGGCCCAAGCUGCACCACAGCCUGAGCUUCUCCGGCUUCUCCGCCCACCACCAGCACCAUCACCAGCACCACCACCCGCACCCCCACAGCGCCGCCCCGCCGCCCCCGCCCGGCAGCCGCCUGGACGCCGCCCUGCUGGAGAGCCCCGGCGGGUCGCGCACGCCGCCGCCUCCCACCUCCACCUCCUACUGCGAGGAUCUGCUCUCGCCGCCCUGCGCCAACAACGCCUUCGCCUUCUCGGGGCAGGAGCUGGGGAGCCUCAUCGCCCCCCUCGCUCUCCACGGCCAGAACUUCGCCGCUGCCGCCGCCGCCGCCGCGGCCGCCGCCGCCUACUACCGCUGCCAGCAGCAGCCGGCGCCGCCGCCUCCCGGAGGGGGCUGCCCGCCGCCCCCCGCCUCGCCGCCCUUCAGCUUCCAGCCCCUCCGCCGCCUCUCCGAGUCGCCCGUCUUCGACGCGCCGCCCAGCCCCCCGGACUCCCUCUCCGACCGGGAGAGCUACCUGAGCGGCUCCCUCAGCUCCGGCUCCCUCAGCGGCUCCGAGUCUCCCAGCCUGGACUCGGGCCGCCGCCUCCCCAUCUUCAGCCGCCUCUCCAUCUCCGACGACUAAAGGGGUCGGCGCCCGGCCCCCCGCGGCUGCCGAGCAAGUAAGUUAACGAGCGAAGAAACCGAAUCCUCUCUUCUUUUUUUUUUUUUUUUUUUUUUUUUUUUUUUUUUUUUUUUUUUCCUCUUUUUUCUUUUUUUUUUUUUUUUUAAAUAUAUCUAUCUAUAUAUAUACACCGAGAGCUGAACAAAAGAAAAAAAACAAAAAAAGCAUUUUGCAAAAGGGCAAAUGACACGAACUGAACAAACCUAUUUUUAUAGAGAGACCUUGGAAGAAGGGGAUUUUUCUUUCGGGGUUGGUUUUUUUUUUUUUUUUUUGUUGUUGUUGUUGUUGUUCUUCGGAGACAAGUUAUGCACCAGCAGCAGCCAUUCCAUCUGUGUUAGAAAAAAAAAAAAAACAUUAGAAAAGACGCCACCAGAAAGCAACAAACAAUCCGGGGAGUGCGAGUCCUGCCUGUCCAUCUCCUCCAAACCUUCAGACACACACGAAAAAAGUUACAAACUAGUUUUUCUUUCAAUCCAGUUCAAAUAAAAACACAGAACAUACUAAACCUAUAAGCUUUUAUACGAAAAAAACCAAGAAAAAUCCAACAUCCUGCCAAGAAUAUGCCUUGAUAACAACCUUUUUUUAUAUAUCUAUAUAUUAUUAUUAUAACAAAUGCUAAAAUCUUCAUUCCAAAGUUUAAUAUUGGUUCCAUUGCCACCACUUAGUGGAUGUUUGGCUUAGAACAAUUUUUUGUUGUUGCUUUAUUUGGAAGCACUCAACUGAGUUUAGUUUGUAAUUGUUGGAGAAUAACUGCUGAUUUUUUUAAUUUUUUUUAGCUGUUUGAGUUGAUUGCAUGAAUGAGUCACUGCACACAACUCAAUAUGAAACUAUUUAACUUAUUUAUUAUCUUGUGAAAAGUAUACAUUUGGUAAUUUGUUCAUACUGUAUUUAUCGGGUAUGAUGAAAAGCAAUAGAUAUAUAUUCUUUUAUUAUGUUUAAAUUAUGAUUGCCAUUAUUAAUCGGCGAAAUGUGGAGUGUGUUCUUUUCACAGUAAUAUAUGCCUUUUUGUAACUUCACUUGGUUAUUUUAUUGUAAAUGAGUAAAAUUCUUAAUUUAAGAGAUUGUAUGUAAUAUUUAUUUCAUUAAUUUCUUUCCUUGUUUACGUAAAUCUGAAAGAUUGCAUGGUUUCUGUAUAGAAAUCGGUCUCGAUGCUGUGGAAGUAGUUUGAGGAAUUUCUAUGUUUUUUUUUUUUUUUUUUUUUUUAGAAUGUAAAUGGUUGUAGCCCGUCCGAGUUGAAAAACAAAGUAGAAAAAAAAAAACCAACAACAGAAAAAGACUGACUUAGCAAUCAGACUUCAAAGUGGCAAACCUAAUUCAGACUUGUUUAAAGUAACCAAAAAGUAUUUUUGUUGCCUAACUCCACCAGUCACACUGUGAUAUAGUCUCAAAGUAUGUAGCAAUAAUUGGGGGUCCCAGUAUUAUGUCUCACAGUGCCUUCUUGAGGGUCCAUGCUUGCCUUAAAUAUCUCUCAACCAAAUAAGUAUUUUUCUUAAUGCUUGAGAUAAUUUGAAUGUAGGGAUGGGUUUUUAAUUACAGCAAAAUUUCGCCACUCUUUAAUUUAUAGAAAUGGAGGCCAUCUUUGGAUCUGAAACUUUAUACAGUACAUGAACAUAUCUUGUUUAAUUUUUCAUUAAAUUCCAAAACUUGUGUAAUUUUUAUUUUUCCUUAUGUAGGGAGAGUCGGGAGUUUGCCAAAACUCUCCUGGACGGUGGAUGAAUGAACAGUAGCUUAGUUUUGUUUGUACAUAGGUACAGAUUGAGCACUAUGUACUCUUUUUGGACUACUUUAACAGAAGUAUGUUUUGAAUGUAACUAAAGGAUAAGUCAACUUGAGUUGUAAUAUAUUUUUCGGGAGUCAGUUCACUACAAAUUGUGUGAGACUGUAAACUUUGUACUGUAAAUGUUUUGUAGUUCUCCCAAUAAAAUCUUUUUGGAAAAAAAAAAAAAAAAAAAAAAAAAGGCCAAGUAACCCUCACACUGUUGAAGCCCCGUCUGCCAGGCAGCCAGUGUUUCUUGCUAAACACCAUCACCCCCCCCUGCUCCCCUCCGCUCCAGUCCCAAAUAAGUCUAGCUACAGAUUAACCAGUUUGCACGGCAACUCCAGUCCACUCCUUCAGCAAUCGCUGGUUGGCAGCCAAAGCUAAUAAAUGCUUCCAGAAGGUUCAGGAGUGUUAGUGGUGUGCUAUAUUCUGCUUUUUUUUUUUUUUUUUUUUUUUUUUUUUCCCCAAGAGGGUAAAGGAUCAAACCUUUGCUGUUCAUAGCUUAACAGCUGGAGUGGAAAAAUCCUAGUAAUGGCACUUAUCAAUCACAUUGCUUAUGGGGAUGCAUGAGCAUGUCAUUAGCCUUCCUGGCCUGUUUGGGGUAAGGAGGAAAUGGCAGUUUGGGUAAUAAAAGGCAUAAUUGAGGUUUACCCUUUGUCCCAAAAGCUUUGUUCCUCUUCACUUGCAGGAAUGUGGACUUCUGCCUCAUUGCUUCCAUCAGCUAGUUGAGGGUGUUAAUCAGGCUAGCAUUAAACUAGCAUUAAACGUGUUAAUCAGUUUUCAGGGAUUGGGUUCUAGACAAAUUACCUUUUGGAAAGUAUAUAACAAAAUACUUGGUAGCCCAGGGGCUGUGUGCUCAUUAAAACUGAAGGAAUUUUAGCUACUAACUCCAACAGCUUGGUCCCUUAUUUCAAUCAGUCCCUUAAACUUCAAGUUAUGAUUUCUACAGCCUUACUUUUGUUCCUUUGUCAUCCUAAUAAUAAAUGUUGUUAACAUUAUGGCAUCUGUCUGCUGCUUGGACUGCCACAGUACUUGCUAUAAAUACAAGGUAGAAUGUAAUAUCAGUGCCAUAUGUUUGUGUAACAAACCUUGGACUGACUCUUGGUUUAAAAUUAAAACAAACGUAAGCA
Calypte anna (Anna's hummingbird) is the source of this 4611-nucleotide messenger RNA. It is a transcript of the gene ZFP36L2, whose product is annotated as ZFP36 ring finger protein like 2. Bases 211 to 1683 code for a protein of 490 amino acids. Gene Ontology annotation, molecular function: mRNA binding; metal ion binding. The record is from RefSeq and is a predicted model, not a curated record. NCBI's taxonomy places the organism in Eukaryota, Metazoa, Chordata, Aves, Apodiformes, Trochilidae. The transcript is spliced from 2 exons.